Schistosoma spindalis is the source of this 6457-nucleotide messenger RNA. NCBI's taxonomy places the organism in Eukaryota, Metazoa, Platyhelminthes, Trematoda, Strigeidida, Schistosomatidae. The record is from the annotation of a GenBank genome assembly.
UUGUGUUCCAAACCUGAUAGGAUGAGUUUUUGGGUAUCUAUCAAUUCAGUAGAUAGUAUCGAAGUCCAUUGAUAUUUCCAAAUCUUUUGGUUCAAAUCGCUGGUAGAUAUUACAGCUGUUUUCACAGCUCUCCGGAUAUCGUGCCAGUCUACAUUAGGGUAAUCAUUGCUUUCAUGAUUCUCUAACUGCUUCUCUAGUUUUUUCCGGGAAUAGAUCUUUGACUUUUUGUCAAAAUGCUGAACACUAAUACAUUUUCUUGUUGCAGCUUUCUUGAGUUCAAUAAAACCCCGGGGAACGUGCUCAGUUUAAAGCAUUAUAAAAUUGAAAACAUCUGCUCCAAAAUGAACGAGUCUUCUAACAAUCUUUUCGGACGAUAGUUGAUGGCAAUAUAGUCUAUUUGUGUGCAUCGACCCGCCGAUUUUGAGACUUACGAUGUAUCUUUGUAUGCUCAAACUUAAAGCUUACUAAGAUCAAGUAGUUAUGUGCUAGGGUUACGCUUGACCCUUCAGUUUUCUAAGAACAACAGAAAGCUCUAUGCAAAACUCAUAUUUCGUUUCAUCUGGACUGCAGUUAUCUGAAAUGUAGGCAGAGGAAACGAAGAGGUGUCACCAAAUAUAUCUAGCUUUCUGUGCUCUUAAUAUCUCUUUUAGUCAGACAGCGUAUAACAGACUAUGUAUUGAGAUGCAGUCCAGGUGAGUCUAUUCUACUUUUGAAUGUCCAGAGAUACACAGAGGGUAAGCCAAUCUGGUUCUCCAUUUUUACUACGUGACGUCCAUUCAAUGGCCACACUUGGGACCUACAGACAUGUUUUGAAGCCACAGCACAAAUCGACAGGAUGAAAUUCUGUAGUCCCACCUAAAGAAGCUUGAUGUUCGAUUUGACAUACGGUUAGAACACUAAAACUCCAACAUGUAGUUUGAAGCACAAUUCGUAAGAUCGGUUUGUUAGCAUUAGUGACGCAUGGUGAUAAAGACAUAGAAGAACAGUCGGUAGUGGGGACUGAAUAAAUAUUAGAAAGUUACGGCGUUCGAUUAUGAAAAAGGUGGUCUUGAAUUCUGUUGAAGAUAUAAGGGUAGUUGUCACAUUCGGGUUGUACACAGAGUGGAAGGAUACUUUUUCUUGGGGGCCUGAGAAAGAAACUGAAUUAAUGGUGACUACAGUGACCCAGGAGGUUGACCACAGAGCCCGAAGGACAACAGUUUGAGGUUAGUCGUGCAGCAUACUCGUCCUUUGGUUAGCAAAUGGAGAUCUUGGAGAAGCCAGAGAUGAUUUAAGUUGGUAAAGGCUAACCGAGCUUUCUAAACCCAUUUCGAUGGCUUUCGAGACUUCCAAGUAGUCAGUACUCUCUACCACUUUAAUGCCUAUCGUCAGCGUAGACGUCGGCAGUGAAAUUAUAUAUAUAAUCCUUAUGAACAGAUAUCCGCUCCACAUAACCUCGAAUGUAUAAAAACUUUUGAAAAGAGCAUAUCCUUAAAUCCUGGAAUACUGAUAAGUCUUUUCAUAACAUUGCUCGUAUAUAAUAGAAUAAUCAAGUAAUGCUGAAUUUAUGGGCGAACUAAUUGUCAAAACUGGUAAGUCUUGAUGAGAUUUUAAAUUAAUAACUGGAAUUGUUGGCUUUGUUGUCCUUACACCCAGACCUCUACUUAGCUAUGUAGAGAUGUGGAGGUUUUCUAGUUUUUGCUUGCGAUAACUCACUGAUACUGAUGCAUUGAUUCCGUCUCCUGCGCAAAAUUUCUAUAGUAAUGUAUAAUAUUAGUUCUGUCCACUUCAUUUUUUUCUCUUGACUCGUCAUUAUUUUUCUAGUUUUCAUUAUUGUUGGUAAAGUCAUUCACCCUUCGUUGUUUUGCCUGCUCGUUAAUUUGCUGUUGCUCUGAGAUGCAAUAAGUGAGAUCAAUGCAUAUUUGCACCAGGUCCUGUUGUAUUGGUAUUUAUUUGUUAUUGAUUAUCUCUGGUGGUUACAGUUUCGGAAAUUAGUUUUCAGAAUCUCGUAGUAAUGGAUUGGAAGUUUAAAUUGACAUUUGGUGUGCUCAGAUCUCUAGGUAUAAAUAAUUUGUACAGAUCAGUGUGCUAUCACCAAAAUGUUGUCAUUAAAUAUGAUAUAAAAGUGUUCUGUGGUUGCUAGUUUAAAGAUCCUACAUCUUAGAGCAGCAAAAUAUCUGACGUCAGAAAACAAUAAUAUGCGAAUUUAGUUGUUCUUAGAAGUAUUUCGUAUGAUACUGUUUUGGCAUACUAUUUUAAGCGAAUUCCGAGGGCUUAAGGUGAUUUGUAGUUGGUAAUUAUAAAGUAGUUUUAUGAUUGCGUCUCAUUCUCCUAAUGUUACAUUGCUUUUCAUGAAUUAUCCUAUGGACUUUACGUUUUUAGGUUGAGAGCAUUAUAGACAGACGAGUUCGCCGUGGUCGCGUGGAGUACCGUGUUAGAUGGAAAGGGUUUCCUCCGGAGCAAGAUUCUUGGGAACCCUUCACCAGUCUUCGCGAACCAUGCCUUUCAUUAAUUCAAGACUUUCACAUUCGUUACCGCAAACUUCAUCAUGGAAAAAGGCGUUACUCUCUACCCUUGGUUUCUCGUAGUAAGCUUUUAAAGUGUGAAACAGAUGAAUUUCAUGACAUGUCUGUAAAAUUAGAAAAAGAUAGCGAUGACGACUUAGCUGCAGACAAGAGCAGUAUUUCGUCUACCAAAAGCCAACCACCUCCACUUCCUUUUAAGUUAGGUAAGAGAAAUACUGUACGGCCAACGUCACGUCGUUCUGCUCCAAGUUCAGUAGCCUUAAGUUCGACUAGUUUCUUUUCGUUACAACCGGAAACUUAUUCUGGUCACUCGUCCUCCCUUCCAAGUUCCGAGUCCAGUGUUUCGCAAACACCAUUAGUCUGCGAUCCAGGUGCGUUGUUGAACAUUCAAACACUUAACCGUUCAGAUCACACGAUACACCCAGACAAUGGUUGGGUUCCCUGUGAAGUUUCUGGUGCUUCAACCGGUUCACUAUCUAGUCCCAAUACAAUCCAGGCUGAUGAUGACUGUAAAGUUCUCACGGAUAAAGUUCCUAAUGCCGGACUUUCUAAAAAUAACUGCGGAGAUACUUCACAGCGAUUACAAAAAACAUCAAGAUCACUUCCCGACCAAUCAAACCGUAAUACUCCCAAGUCUAGCAGACGCAAAUUGCAGCCCAAUGAUGGUGCUUGUAAACAAAAUGAUUCAGUAUCUGCAAAUCAGCAAGUCUCUCAAAACCUCCUGAAAGGAGAUAAGAAUAUAGGUAACUUCACUACCUCUGAUACCCAAGAAAAUUCUCUCCUCGGGCAAACACGUAAAUCUGUUACGAUUAUGCUAAAGGCUUCUCCCACACAUGAGUUUCAGAGCACUAGAUCUCUCCACCGCAGUAAUUCACCAAACUCAAAAUCUCUUCCUAAUACUGCCUCUAAACCGGUUUCCAAAAAGCGUGUUCAACCUACUAGUGCAACUUCAAAGGCGGAACUAGAUGUUGAUGCUUCCGAACCCUUACCAUCAUGUGAAGAUCAAUCUCUCAUAUCUGAUUCUAUCAUAUCGAAAGUCAUGAAUAUCGUUAUUCAUCUGAAAAACCUAAGAAGACGCCCUGUACAAGAGAUUGUCCUGGCACUUUGCCAAAAGCAUCAUAGUAUUCCUGAAAGCCUCGUUUUAUCUUCUCUAGAUAUCUUAGUUACACGAGGUCACUUACACCGUGUUGAGUCAGCCAAGGGUAUAUCUUAUCGUUCCAACCCUUUUGUUGUGGCUCGGGGGGAUCUAAAGAAACCUGCAUCUUUAUCAGCCAAAAUUAAAGCCAAAUAUAAUGGUGGAGUGAAUGGAAAACGACCCAAGUGCACGACAUCCACUGUACCUGAGUCUAAACGACCGAAUUCAGUGGAGUCACCAAGCCAUUCCUCAUCUAAAAUUGCACGAACUGAUCCAUCAACCAAUGUUCACCAGCGCUCUAGUCGGAGAUCUAUAACAAAUGGAUCAAUGGCUUCUGAAAAAUCCAAUACGCACUGUUCUUGUUAUUCAGAUAUCAAUGGAAAGAUCUAUUUCAAUCAGUCUUCUGUUAUUGUGGAUGAUGUACAAGUAAAUCAGGAUCAUACCAUACAUCUUGACGGAGGAGAUUAUUCAAUGAAUGUUAAAUCACCACCAAAUAUUCUUCAACAAGGCACCAAGAUAUUUAUUGUACCUCCGGCUAGUCCAUUAAACGAAACAACUUUUGAAAGUCAAAUGAAUAACUUACCGUUUCAUCGAUCUGAACAACCUAAUCAAAAUUCAUGUAAUACUUUGAGUUCUACAUCUGGAUCCAAUCUCGAUAGUUCAAGCAUUCCGCAAACAAAUUCAAGACGUAGCAAUCGACAAGUAGAUGUUUAUAAAUUCAAAUCGAUUUGGGUAAAGAAAAAUGUACAAGGUGGAUUUACAGAAGUUUGGUUACAAUCACCUGGUUCUUUUCUAAAAAAUGGAUUUACGAUCCAGGUCCUUGAAGAAUUAACCAUUGUUUUGAACCGAGCAACAUAUGAUACAAGUCGCUUAAUCAUGAUUUCUGGUACAGGAACUGUGUUUAGCUCCGGAAUAGACUUGACUACCAUUACGGGCGAUCUGUUAAGAAGUGCAUUUAUUGGUUCAUCUUCAUGUGAUUCAUCUCGCAGUUCAUCCUCAAGUUCAGCCAAUGUAUUCGCUUCACGUAAUUCAAAUCAUCAUAAAAUUGGAGCUGAUAAUUCCAAAUCACAUCAUUCUGAUAAUACAAAUUGUUCAUUUUCUCAACCUAACUAUGAAUCAAAUUUAAAUUCAUCGUCUCAUAGAAAUGCAAAUAGAGUCCAUUCAUUUUUCUGCUCACCAAAUCCUACAAAUGUUGGACGUCUAGCGGCAGCUUUAAGGUCAUUCUUACUGGCGUUAGUUUCAUUUCCUAAACCUGUUGUAGUCGGUGUAAAUGGUCCAGCAUUAGGACUGGCUGUUGCUAUAUUACCUUUGUGUGACAUUGUUUACAUAAGUGAUUCAGCUACAUUUUAUAUGCCAUAUACUCGACUUGGUCAAAUUCCUGAAGGAGCAUCAACUUACACUUUAAACAGUCUUGUUGGUAUGCCUUUGGCAAACGAACUAUUAUUAGCAGGUCGUAAAUUGUCCGCACGUGAAGCUUUACAACGAGGUUUAGCUUCUGAUCUUUUGUUCCCCAAAAGUUUUAAACAAGAAUUACUUCUCCGUUGUCGAAAAUUAGCAGAAAAUUCGUGUAUGUCAUUGGAAAUCACCAAAUGUAUGAUGAAAAUGCAACAUCGUGAACGUAUUGAAUAUGUGAUUAAUGCCGAAUGUAAAAAACUAUUAGAAUGUUGGCAAACUUCAGAAUUUCGUUGUACAGCUAUGGAGUUCAUUUUAAAUGAAAUGGAUGAUUUUGUGUAAAUAUACUGUCUUGUCCUGCUUUUCCGUAUUACAUUAUCUCAUAUAUAUCACGAUAAAUUGUUAUUGUUACUAAAAUAAUUAUUGUCAUCGUCAUAAAUUAUUAUUAUAUGUUAAUAUAACGUUUUAUACAAUAAAAUUUAUGCAAUCAUACACACUAGUGUUAUUCCCGUGUAUGACAUUCCAUAUUCUCUCGUUUUUAUAUAAUCAUACAUAACAUGUAUCAGUUUUAUAUAAUCAUUAUUAUAAUAGAACCAUAUAUGUAUAUUUUUGUUUGGUCUUUCACAUUUCCUGCUUUUACGUUCUACUUUGUUUUCAAAACAGUAGUUCACUUUUCGAACUAUAAUCCCGUUCACGUAUACUUUCUGUUUAUCUUGCCAUUCUAUCCCUUUUAAAUUAUUGAUGAUUUUAAUGACUGUAAAAUUUAUAUUUCUCUUCGUGUAUGUAUCUGGACUUGUACAUAUUUGUGUACUUCAUCUUCCACUAAUGUCGUUGAAAUGCAUGUUCAUAUAUAUAGUGCCUAGUCUGUUAAUAAUGAUUUUAUUUUUUCUUUCCGGUAACUACUGUCACAGUUUACAGUUGUAUCAUUUCCGUUUGGCUAAUUUUUCUUCAUCAAUCUAUCUUAUUUCAUUUUGGAAUGUCAACUUGUACUCAUUAUUACUAUUAUUAUAAUUGCUGUUACUUUUUUAAUCAGUCAAUGUUCUACAAACUCUACACCUUUUGACAAUCCAUUCAUUAUUUGAUGUUAAACACAAAAAAGCAGCUCAUGUUUUUUUCGUAUCUGUGUACAUUUUGUUUAUUCGCAUGUAAAACGAAAAAAAUAUACUGUAGUUUACUUCCUUCCAUUAUUCCUUUUUUUACAAAAGAAAACUAUAUUUUUUAAAAGAGGAAUAUUCAUCCAGUUUGUCAUAACUUUUCGUGCCAUUUCUUAAUUUUCAGGAUUUCAAUGUGUUUUUUUAAAUUGUAGAAUAAUUGGUUAGUUGGAUGGGUAGAAUCAAUUUUCUGGCAUUUUAUCGAUUAUUGUCGUUGUUACUGUUGGUCUUAUCGAAGACUCCUGUAAAAAAAAUAAAUUUCUACCGUACAUGUG